Molecule: messenger RNA, 1767 nt
Organism: Helianthus annuus (common sunflower)
Lineage: Eukaryota; Viridiplantae; Streptophyta; Magnoliopsida; Asterales; Asteraceae
Exons: 2
Coding region: 1096-1767 (223 amino acids)
Source: RefSeq, a predicted model, not a curated record
CAAUAUGUUGUUUAAUGAAUAUUUAUAUAUUAAUAAACACGAAAAAAUACAAAUUUUGGUAAUAAAAAAUUUAUAAUGAAAUUACCGUUGCUGUUAGGUAGCCAUUACAACGAUAGCCUAACAAAGUACCCCAAAAUGUUUUGUCCAACUUCACAUAACGAGUGAAAACAGCUGAAUAACAGAAUGGGGCGUCGCCAUUACUGUAAAAUGUUGCAACAUCUUUUGACCAAUUCUCAGAUUCGUCGUCUGGAAUUGCCCAUCUUCCGGCUCUGUUUGAGUGCAAGCUUUGACGGUUAUUUAAAAAGUUGUUUUCUUCCGGCACAACCGUUUCAGACGAGGAAGAUUCACCCGACUGUCUGGGUGCUCUCCAUUUCUUAAGAAUCCACGUUGAUGAUUUACUAACUGGUUGAGAGCAGUAUACGUUGUUUUUGUCAGCCAUUAUUGGUUUUAAGACUGUUUCAAGUGCUAUGAGUGGCGUUCUAAGAAAAUUUUUUGUGAUCUUAUUUAACUUCAAAAUAAUUUAUUAAAUAAUUGUUUUUUUAAUAGGUUUCAUCACAACUUUCAAUAAAGGUACUGCCCGAGCCGUUACAACUAACUGGCCGAGCCGUUUCGUGGCACGUGCUUCAAUAAAGUAAAAUUCAAGCCUUUUCCGUUUCUUGCUUAUGCCGUUACAGAAAUCCCGAGCCGUUUGCACUGCAAUGUCAAGCCGUUACAUCUGCAACGCCGUGCCGUUUCCUCUGCUACGGCGAGCCGUUUCAGGUGCAUGGUUUCGCUGUCAGUUUAAGCCGUUUCCGAUUUCAAGACGAGCCGUUUCCGCUGUCAUGUAGUGCCGUUUCCGAUGUCACGUCGAGCCCUUUGACGGCGCGUGUUCCAAUAAACAACUAUUCCCCAUAUCAAACAAAAUUCAAGUCGGGUCAACAAAAGAAGAGUGUCGUUUCCUCCCAUGUGACCAUCACUUUCCCAUUUUCAAACCAAUUAUCCACGUUGGAGCAAAGCAAAGGAGUAGAAGACCGCAACUUUCAACAUCCGAAAGAUCGUUGACUCUUCCGGGACCACUAAUCUGACUUCUUCGACAAUAAUUGUGGCCCCCCCACUAUGGACUUCAACCGACACGAGAACAUGCCGAAUGAUUUCGAGAAUAUUCCAAACGACCAAGAGAUGCAAGAUGCUUUCAUGGACCCCCCUUUGUGCCCGCAAAUAACUAUUAAAGUACGAGAGAAGUGGUUGGUUUUAAAAAAUUUGCGUGAAGUGAUGACUCCGGCGGUUGAAACAGCUAUUAGGCAGACUUGUUUCGGUCCAUUUUUAGAUAAUAGGUGCACCAUAUGCGAUAGCCUUCUUUUAUAUGGCGUUGCACAACUACAAAUACCGACGCCUUUUCCCCGUAUUGGGAUUUCGUAUAAAUUACAAGGGCAGCUAUUUACAUUCACCCCGAAACAGUUUUGUUUAAUAACGGGGCUACGUUUUGGGCACAGUUCCUGGUCACCUAUAGACCAUCCGAACUCAUUUAGGAACAAAUACUUUGGAGCUGGAUCAACUGUUAAUUUUGGCCAAAUAAUGAACAUGUUCGGGAACAUUAGCCAGUUUAAUGAUGCUGACCGCACGAGGAUAUGUCUUCUAAUGCUAAUCGGUCAAGGUUUUUUGGGUUGGCAAAAAACCAAUGCAGUUGAUAAUAUGAUUUUAGACCUUGUGGAUAACUUAGAAGAAUUCAGACAAUAUCCAUGGGAUAAUUAUUUUUGGGAAAGUACUUAUAGUGCUAUAUACAAUUAA